AGCUCCCUGACAGCAAGAACCACUGCAUCUAGGAGGAUGAGUUCACUACACAGACAUUUGGGUCAGCUGGGAGGGGUAUGGAGAAGAGGAGUGACGAUCUCUCUCUGCUCAAAUCCUGGGAUUUACUACAGGACCUUCUGCUCCAGUACUGCUGAGCAAGACCCCAUAGAGAUCCAUAAGCGGAAGCUCACGCUGUGGUUCAGCCACCUGCCCCAGGAGGAGAAACAAUUUGGGAGCUUCUUCAACCCAGAGACCAUGCAUGUGGAUUCCCUGAUACUGGCGAGACAACCGGAGGAGUGGAAAGGUCUUAUUAACUACCCACUCCAAACUGAGAUCUCUCCUAGCCCCUCCGUGACUGUGGAGCAGCUGUUUGAAAAUGCCCAGACAGGAAAUGGGGAGAGGGGGCUCAAUGUGUUGCUGUAUGGUGCUGUGGGAACAGGGAAAAGUACAGUGGUCCGGAAGUUGGUUCUGGACUGGUGCGCUGGGACCACGCUUACCCAUUUCAAGCUGCUGGUGCCCUUUUCCUGUGAAGACCUCGCCCAGUUGACAAAGCCAGCUUCCUUAAGGGACCUUGUGAGCAGGAAGUACCUCCACUUGCGGAACACUCCCUUUCUGAGUGGAAACGAUAGCCAGGCUAAAGAUGUGCUCUUCCUCUUCAACGGCAUGGAAAAGAUGAAGCUAGAUUUCCGUAUCGGCUCAACAGAACUGUGCAGCAACCCAAAUGAAGUGUUACCCUCUGGGGCCCUGGUAGUCAACCUGCUGAGGAAAUACCUCCUGCCUGAGGCCAGUAUCCUGGUCACCACCAGGCUGUCUGCCCUGGAUCGCAUCCCUCAGAAGUACAUCAGUCACUAUGCUCAGAUCUGUGGCUUUAAAGACCUGGACCGCCAGCGUGCCUACUUCACCAGCCGCUUGCUUCAGCAAAGUGGGGAAAAGCCACGCAACCAUGAGGCCCAGGCUCUUAUUGAACUGCUCUACCUCAACCUCCAGAGGGAAAGCCAGCUGGCCGCAGCCUGCUUCCUCCCCUCCUACUGCUGGCUUACCUGUGCUACCUUACAUUUCCUCCAUUUUACCGAUGCCAAGGCACCGAUCCACACACUAACUGGGAUAUAUACCAGUUUCCUCAGACUCAACUUUGGAGGUGAGGUGCUGGGAACAGGGAUUGGAACAAGCAUGCCUAUUCAGGAGCACCAGAACUCUCUGAUGCUUUACGUGGUCCGCACAGUUGGGAAACUAGCAUUUGACGGUGUCACAAACAAAUGCACCUCGUUCUCAGAGCAGGAGCUGGAGCAGUGGGUGGGAGGGAAGACCAAGACUGAUGAGGAGUUGCAUCAGCUGGCUGUGUUCCGAACGGAUGUGCUGGAUUUCUUCUUGGUACCAUGUGUGAAGAGUGGGAAAUUUUUUCCUGGGGAGUUUGGGGAAGAUGAGAUGCGAUAUGUGUUUGCAGUUCCAGCCAUGCAAGAGUACCUCGCUGCUCUCUAUGUGGUUCUGGGAGAGAACAGAUCUGCUCUCGAGAAGCUGACUAAGCAGGUCUCUGUAGCUAUUGGCCAAGCAGGUGAAGAUUUCACUGCCCUGAUAAACAUCUUUUCCAAGUUCAUCCCGCUGCGUAUUUUUGCAGUCUUUAAUCUUAUUAAGCUCUUUCCUAAGCUCUAUGAGCGAAUCAGCAGUCAUAGCAAAGGCAGCAUUGCCAGAACUAUGGCUGCUGAGAUGUUCCGCACUGAGGAUAGCUAUAAUGAAGACGUCCUCGAUCAAGUGGAGCAAAGCUUGCUUGGAGUCCACGGGCCACAGCCACAGCAGAAGGACGAAAGCCAGCCCUUUGAACUCUACCCCAUCUUCAUGGGGGGCCUGUUACAUUAUGGAAAUCGUGUCCUUCUUCAGCAACUUGGCUGCAGUAUCAAGAGCACUACAGUGGUCCAAAUCACACGUGCCCUCAGGAAAUACCUUGUCAGAGAGCUAAGCAAGCCACAGCCACCAGCGGAGCUGAUGGACCUCCUGGUUCUACUCUAUGAGUUUCAGAACCCCAGACUCACCACGGAGGUUCUGUCUUCCAUCAGAACCAUCCGUCUCUGCAAUAUUCGUAUGACACCGCUGAAAUGCUUUGUUCUGAGUUGUGUGCUGUCCAGUGCCCCAGUGAGUUAUCAUCUCCAAGAGCUGGACCUGUCAUCUUGCCACUUGACCCAUGACCUGCUUGAGAUACUGUGGCCUGCCUUCCGACAUGCACAUAACCUCAAUCUCCAGUUUAACAGCCUGGGUCCUGAAUCCUGUAUUCUCCUGAAAGAUCUGCUACUUGACCCCAAGAGCUCCAUUAGAUCGCUACAGUUGUGCGACAACUCUUUAUUGGAGUCCGGCGUCAGCAAGCUGCUGGAGGCCCUGUCACAGAACCAGACGCUGAGGCAGCUGUCCCUGAUGCACACUGGGCUGGGGGACCAGGGGGCCCUGGAGCUGGCUGAGAAGAUCCACCAGCACACUGGGCUCCAGGAGCUCAAUGUGGCCUAUAACAACAUCGGAGACAAUGCUGCCCUCGCCCUGGUGGAUGCCUGCAGGGAACACCCCAGCAUACACACUGUGCACUUGUAUCUGAACCCGCUCAGUGACGUGGGCAAGCAGUCUCUGUAUGUCCGAGGUGUUCCCAUUGACCAGGGUGGAACGGGUGCAGUCAGCGGUACGGGCAGGCACGUGAAGGUCCUGGCCUCUGUCACCGAGGGCUCGGACGUCUCUGAGGACUGGCACCCCAUCCUCAGCGUAAUCAAAGAGAACGCCUCCUCGUGGGACCGUGAUCGUCUGCGGCAGCAGCUACAGGUGUUUCUGAGGGAUCUGGAGUGGGGUCGCCGGCAGCAGCAGAGCCUCUGGAAGAGGCUUCACUUUCGCAGGGUGGAAAAGGGAGUUCGACAAACUCUACGGAUGCUUGAGAGAGACGGUCCAUCUAAACCUGCUGGACAGUCCAAGUAAAUGAUUACAGGCAUCAAGUGAAAGAUAGGACUGCAGAUAAAUCCUAUAGGAGAGAGAGGAUGGAGUCUGUAAAUUAUGUUUGUAAUUAUGACUUCAAAUAUGUGAAACAUCCCUAGUUAUCUGGUGGAGGAAAAGCCCUUUCAACAAUGCCUUAGUUGGUAAAUGUUACCACAUCCAGGAUCAAAUUUUAAGUGUCUUUUCCAGUUUUGCAAACAAGCCAUUGUGGUAUUUACAUACAUUUGUUUUAUCCAUACUUGAAGUUUAUUUCUUAGUCCUGUGUCCUUCCCUGCCAAAUGCUUGUUCCUUCAUCUGUUGGGAUCAAGUUUCUUUUCCCUAAAAUAUUUGUGUUGUAGUUUUUCUUAAUUUGUUUGCAAAGGUAGUUUUCUGUGGCGGUGUGAUGACUUGUGUUUAUUUUGAAUUCAUAGCUUUUUUUAGCAUUCGUUUAAUGCAAUUUUUAUUGUGUAGUCAUACUUGAAAUUGCAUGGAAGCAUAACGCAUUCACUUGAGAAAAAAACUUUUUGCUCUAUUUUUCUGAAUUGAUGAGAUUAUUAUCUCGGCUUUCUGAGGAAAGUUUUCAGGUUAAAAAAAAAAUCUGCCUCGUUUUUCUGAAUUAAUGAGAUACCUCGAAAUCCCAAGAGAAGCUCUCGUUUACUUGAGAACUCGAUUUCAUGGAAGCAAAC
Lampris incognitus (smalleye Pacific opah) is the source of this 3626-nucleotide messenger RNA. It is a transcript of the gene nlrx1, whose product is annotated as NLR family member X1. The coding region runs from base 37 to 2946 and encodes 969 amino acids. NCBI's taxonomy places the organism in Eukaryota, Metazoa, Chordata, Actinopteri, Lampriformes, Lampridae. The transcript has 11 exons. Gene Ontology annotation, cellular component: mitochondrion. Gene Ontology annotation, molecular function: protein binding. The record is from RefSeq and is a predicted model, not a curated record. Gene Ontology annotation, biological process: negative regulation of canonical NF-kappaB signal transduction.